Aureobasidium uvarum is the source of this 984-nucleotide messenger RNA. Lineage: Eukaryota; Fungi; Ascomycota; Dothideomycetes; Dothideales; Saccotheciaceae. The record is from the annotation of a GenBank genome assembly.
AUGCCAACACUGUGCAACAGGGUCGGUGACGAUUCUGACCGACAACUUGCACGUUUUCUAAAUCGCAUGCCAAAGAACACACUACAAUAUUUUGAGAAUAUUGGAGAAUGCGGCGUUGGUACCGAAACUUGCCAGGCACUAAACACGCAUGGAGCGUCUUUGAAGUUCUUAGCACUUGCAAUUCCGGACAAAGGAAUCGAAGGACUAGGGAUGAUGCAAGACUGUACAGUGAUUGAGACGCUCAAACUGACCGACACGCAAGCACCGCACGAUCUCAAGGAAAUGCAGAAAGAUACCCUGGACGCUAUGGUAGAGUGGCUGAAGCAGUGCACAAAACUGCGUGAAGUCACUUUGAUUGAUUUCAUUUCUGCUCCAGACAUUCUAGCACCAGUGUUAAGCGAGGAGGGUAUUGACCUAGAGGACUUGCAGAUUGGUGCAAAAGAUGACUGCAUGUACGCACUACGAGAGCAUCAAGAAUUUCAUGCGGCCAUCGGAUUGCAGACGAGACUCCAGAGUCUGCUGCUGAAGGCCGAUCCUGACCCUCUAGAACCUGUUGCCCGCAAUCAGCUUUGCGAAUCUCUGUGCGAGUUGAGAGAUUUGCGAUACCUCCAGCUUACUCGAUCAUCUGAUUAUUUCCAAGAUGAUCAGCUGCAGCUUCUCGGAGAAAACCUGCUGAACCUGGAGGAACUCCUUGUUAGUGGUUGGCUGUUGAGUGAUCGAACGCUGACCACACUGUCCAACCUGGGAAACUUGAAGAGUGUAUCCUUCACUGGUUUAUCGGUCUUCACGGCGGAUGGUCUUCUAGAUUUCAUUGAUAAGCUUGGCCCAGGCAACCGCGGUCUGGCCAUCUCGAUCGAUAUGGCUUCACUAGACGCAGCUUUGAGCAGCGAGGAGCAGGACCUGAUUCGUGAUACUCUAGCCACCAAGGUGCAAGGUCGUUUCGAGUACCAGCUUGUCAGAGGUAAGCCAGCUUCGUCCUCAUAA